CCUUGGUUUCACCAGGCUCCUCCCUCCGCUCUGGGGACCCGCAUAUAGCAGGGAGAGCUCAGCAGCACCCACGUUACUGCCAGAGAGCUGAGAUGCUGCGAAGCACCGGGAUGAUGAAGGCCUUCAUCCUCUUCCUCUGGGUGGGAAUGGCCUUGGGCUCCCUGUACACGGACCCCGACUCCUGCAGGGGACGUUGCGAGGAACCCUACAGCCACGAGGAUGAGUGCCACUGCGACGCCGACUGCUGGAGCCGCAACAGCUGCUGCUGGGAUUACCUGGAGCACUGCGGGGAGGGUGAGGAAGCGGUGCACAGACGUGCUGAAGAGCACUUCUCCAGCAGCCACGAUGCCAUCAGCGAUGAGGAGCUGCUCCACGUCUCCGAGCAGCUCUAUGGGGCGGAUCACAACAAGGCUCAACCCAAAGACAUCACCAUCAACCCACAGCACCAGGUUGACCCCGACCAAACGGGGCUCCAGGAGGAUCACUCCCCCGAGCCGCUCUACGCAUACGUCAACGAGAAGCUCUUCUCCAAACCCACCUAUGCCAGCUUCAUCCGUUUGCUGGACAACUACCAGAGGGCGACGGGUCGUGAGGAGGAGGUGACGGCCGAGGAGCUGCAGGAGCAGAACGUCUUCCUCCGGGAGGUGAUGAAGACAGAGCUCAUGAAGAAACUUUUUGCUUUCCUCCAUCAAAAAAAUCGUUACGGCUCCGAGGAGGAAUUCCUGCAGGAUCUGAAGGAGAUGUGGUUUGGGCUCUACUCCCGAGGUGAUGGAGAGAAGGACUCCAGCGGCUUCGAGCACGUCUUCUCAGGGGAGAUUAAGAAAGGGAAAGUGAGUGGAUUUCACAACUGGAUCCGCUUCUACCUCCUGGAAAAGCAGGGACUGGUCAACUACUUCAGCCACAACUUUGAUGGGCCGUGGGACACCUACCCUGAUGUACUGGGGCUGCAGUUCAGCUGGGACGGCUUCUACAAGGAGGUGGGCUCUGCCUUCAUCGGCUGCAGCCCCGAGUUUGAAUUUGGCAUCUACACAUUGUGCUUCAUUGCCCGACCUGGGAGGGCAUGUCACCUGAGCUUGGGUGGCCACAGCGUCAGCAUCCAGACCUACACCUGGACCAAGUCCACCUACGGCCAUGGCAAGAAAUACAUCGCCACUGCCUAUGUCAUCUCACCCUGAGCCCAUCCACGUCCCGGCCAGGAGGAACGGGGCGUCUGCAGCCCCUCUGCUCCGGGGCCAUGGGCAGCCCCACAGCACGGCCCCCUAUAUGGGGCAGGAGUGAUCCUGCCCUAGGAGACGGAUGGCCACGGGACCUGUGUGGAGCAGGACAGCCCAUAUGGAGGC
Molecule: messenger RNA, 1340 nt
Organism: Lagopus muta (rock ptarmigan)
Lineage: Eukaryota; Metazoa; Chordata; Aves; Galliformes; Phasianidae
Gene: ENDOU
Product: endonuclease, poly(U) specific
Exons: 9
Coding region: 93-1175 (360 amino acids)
Molecular function (GO): RNA endonuclease activity
Source: RefSeq, a predicted model, not a curated record